Penicillium paradoxum is the source of this 2100-nucleotide messenger RNA. It is a transcript of the gene fos-1, whose product is annotated as sensor histidine kinase/response regulator Fos-1/TcsA. Gene Ontology annotation, biological process: phosphorylation; phosphorelay signal transduction system. The transcript has 2 exons. NCBI's taxonomy places the organism in Eukaryota, Fungi, Ascomycota, Eurotiomycetes, Eurotiales, Aspergillaceae. The record is from RefSeq and is a predicted model, not a curated record. Gene Ontology annotation, molecular function: phosphorelay sensor kinase activity. Bases 1 to 2100 code for a protein of 699 amino acids.
AUGCCUGUGGAUCAGAUGCUUCAUCUGAGAAUCGCCGAGUGCCGCCCUACGAACAAUGUCGCUAUGGUGCUCACUCCUCCGGCUGAAAACGAUUUAAAUCUUGCCAUCCAGCAACCGCUCCAGAAACCGGACAACGAUGCUAAACAGCCAAAUAACAUAUCCUUGAGUCGCAUAUAUCGACUGACACCCAAACCUACUCUCGUUUUAGAUGACACCCUACGAGUCGUCGAAGUAUCCAACAGUCAUGUGGAAGUCUUCAAGAGGCCGCGAGAAGAACUGUUGACUUCGAACGUUUACGACCUCCUCCCCUCCAUCCUCCCAGCCCCCGACAUCGCAUCCCUGAGCGGUGCCCUCAGCACUGCCAUAUCAACCCGCGAAGCACAGGUCAUUAAACGCGUUUAUGUGGUAGAACCCGACGCAUUCUUUUCACUCAGCGUGACGCCAAUUUUUGAAGAUGAUGUUUUAAUUUACGUACUCCUGGAAGCCCAGCGGGCCAAGCACCGCCAACGGGAAAGGUCGCGCUCCAUUAGCGAACAAACUUACCUCAACGAAACCUAUAAAAUCUUGAUCGACACGGUCAGGGAUUAUGCCAUUUUCAUGCUGGACACGCGCGGCCAUAUUGCGACCUGGAAUUCCGGAGCCGCUAUUUUGAAGGGAUACACGUCAUCCGACAUCAUCGGUCAGCAUUUCUCCAUCUUCUACGGUCGCGACGAUCGCGAAAUCAAUAAGCCGGCCCGCGAGUUAGAGGUCUGUCUACGAGAAGGAAAGGUCGAGGAUGAGGGCUGGCGGUAUCGAAAAGAUGGCAGCCGAUUCUGGGCUAAUGUCAUGAUCACCGCCAUCUACCAGCAUGGCAGCCAUGUGGGCUUUGUGAAAGUCACUCGCGACCUGACAGAACGCCGGGCGGCUGAGGCCCGUUUGAUCAAUGCCUUUGAAGAAUCCGCCAAGCUCAAGUCUGACUUUUUAGCUAACAUGUCCCAUGAAUUGCGCACCCCGAUGAAUGGGAUGCUCUUGGCUUUGACGAUGUUAUUAAGGACCGAGUUGGAUGAUGAGCAGCGGGAAUUUGCCACUAUCCUUGAAGAUUCAACAUCUAUUUUGCUACAGGUUAUCAACGAUGUGCUGGACUAUUCGAAACUCUCGUCGGGAACCUUUCCCUUGAACCCGGAUGUUCUCAACAUCCCUAAUGUGAUCACUGCCGUGGUUCGGAAUUGUCAGUCGGCGCUCAAACCCGGAGUGAAAAUCUCAGGCGAUGUCAGCGAGGGAUUCCCUGCGAAUCUGAAAGGUGAUCCACUACGAUUCCGCCAAGUUUUGCAAAACCUAGUCACAAACGCGGUGAAGUUCACCGAGAAUGGUCAUGUUCGAGUCCAUGCUAGUUAUGCAAUCGAUGAAAAGAACCCGGAUCUGUAUGUGAUCUCUACCCAAGUGGUAGACACUGGUAUCGGUGUGCCAGAGGAUGCCGCAAGCACCCUUUUCACCCCCUUUACUCGAUUUGCGGACACCGCCACCAAACGAUACCAGGGCACUGGUCUUGGUCUCUCGAUCUGCAAGAGUCUGGCAGAAUUGAUGGAUGGAGCGAUUGGGUUCCAUGCCAACCCAGAAGGACCCGGUAGUGUGUUCUGGAUGACAGCUAAGCUGUCUCGUAUUACCUCCCCGAUAUCGUCAACAAAGCCCAGGCUGCCACCUGUUACACCCGGGGCGUCCGAUCACUCCGCGUCGCUCCAAAAGAUCGCCCCACAUAAACACAUCCUCCUAGUCGAAGACAACAAAGUUAACCAAACUAUCAUGUUGAAGCUUCUCAGCAGCCUGGGCUUUACGCGUGUUGACGCAGCCUGGGAUGGCGCGGAAGCAGUGCGAAUGGUCAAGCAGAAGCCUUUGACCUACAAUGUUAUUUUGAUGGACAUCAACAUGCCAGUCAUGGACGGAUUGACCGCCACGGAACACAUUCGACAGAUGAAGGUCGACGUGCCUAUUCUUGCACUGACAGGCAAUGCCCUGAAAGGGGAUGCAGAGACAUAUCUGGCCAAGGGGAUGGACGAUUACAUUGCUAAACCAUUGCAUCGACAACAGCUGGUCGAUUUAUUAUGGAAAUGGUGCGGGUCGUGA